AAUUUUAUACCCAAAAGAAAAGAAAAGUUCUACCCUAUGGAGAGGCGUUUUUGGUAAAUUCCACAUGAACAGAGAGUUCCACGUCGUUAAUUAUUAAUUUCCCAAUCAACCUCUGAUCUCAGACUCUGUGUCCCCUCUGUUUAUCAAAAUCAACAAUAUAUUUUGAAUUUGACUCCACACGCUUUCCUUAUACUGUUCCCAAAUUUCAAGUGUUCUAAUCACAUUCGAUUUCUGAUCUGACCAUCACAAGAAAUUGAAAAAAGGAAUAAUAAUAAAAAAAAAACGACAUUUCAAUUUCCGCGAAAACUCCAAUCCAUUCUUAUACCUUCCUUCGCCGCUAAGAUCCCAGUUUCCGUUAACAAAUCAAUCAUCCGACCAAAUCAAAUUCACAAUCUCACUUUCCCCUUCUGAUCCAAAGCAAAAGAUAAAACCCCUUUUUAGUUCUUCUGAUUCCCUCUUUAACGACUUAUCAUACUCCAUUCCGGGAAAAUAAAAAUGCUUCACAGGAGUUUCAAGCCAGCCAAAUGCAAGAUGGCUUUAAAGCUAGCGAUACCUCGAAUAAAGCUAAUGAAGAACAAGAGAGAAGCACACGUUCAGCAGUUAAAGAGGGAGUUGGCUCAAUUACUGGAGUCGGGGCAAGAUCAGACGGCCAGGAUUCGGGUGGAGCAUGUCGUUAGGGAAGAAAAGACUGUGGCAGCGUAUAAUCUACUUGAGAUCUACUGUGAACUAAUCGUCGCACGUAUGCCGAUCAUUGAAUCUCAAAAAAACUGCCCCCUCGAUUUGAAGGAAGCAAUUUCAAGUGUCACAUUUGCGUCUGCAAGGUGUGAAGAGAUACCAGAACUCAAGGAUGUCUCAAAGCAUUUUACAGCAAAAUAUGGAAAAGAAUUUACUUCUGCCUCGCUUGAACUGCGUCCUAAUUGUGGUGUUGGUCGUAUGUUAGUUGAGAAACUAUCUGCUAAUGCACCUGAUGGUCCAACCAAACUCAAAAUAUUGACUGCAAUUGCUGUGGAACAUAAGAUCAACUGGAACCCUGAAUCAUUUGGAGCUAAAGAAUCAAAGAUUUAUGAUGACAUGCUGAAUGGACCAAGUACUUCUAUGGAUACAGGCACCCCUAAUGUUCAAGAUUCAAAACACACUGGAAGAAAUGAAGCACCCGCAAGCUUCUAUGAGCACAGCUCUAGAUCAUUUCUUCAUCCUAAUAAUUUUGAUCACUCAAAUGCUAGUACCAAUAAUUCGGUGUCCUCUGGAACUUAUCCUCCAAAUUCGAAGCCUCAUGGAACUGAAAAUCAAGGGAUGGAGUUUAGGAAUUCAUAUUCUGGGAAUGAGAGAGCUUCCUCUUCGCCAAGUCAACAUUGGGAAAUGAAAUUUAAGGAUGCUACUGCAGCUGCUCAGGCAGCUGCUGAAUCUGCAGAGCGAGCAAGUAUGGCUGCCCGAGCUGCUGCUGAACUUUCAAGCCGGGGAAAUAUCUCCCAGCAGUAUUCAAUGGAGUCAUACAUGUCCCCUAAUGGUAUGAGAGAUGAGGAACUACAGAAGUAUACUGGCUCAUCAUCAGAAAAUGAACAUCAUGCCAGACAUCAGAUUAAUAAUUCCCUUCAUGGAAGGGCUUCUGUGAAUUAUGAACAAGCUGACGGGAAUGAACAACAUAACCAGGAAGAGGGGACUGAAAAUGUUUACAGUAACAUUGCAAGGAGUGGUGAUAAAUCCACUCAUGAUUCCUUCAAUGAAAUGUCAUCGGUGAAUAAUGAAAUCAGAGAUGCAUAUUCCCUAAUAAACUCAUCUGAAGACAGGCAGAUGGAGCAUUUUGCUGAAGUGAGCAUGAAGAGAAACUCAGGUGGAAAUGGGAAGCAAUUUGUGAAUGAACUGCAUGAUAUUAAGAAUCCUCAGAAUGUUGAUCAUCAUGACGUCAGGGAUGGGGAACAAUCAAGAUAUUCUUCGUCUGUUUCUCAAUUAAACACAUCUACCGGUGAUCAUGAUGAUCUCUCUGAUCUAUAUUGGCAGGAGUCAGAAAAUGAUAAGAGAAAGUCUGGUGAAAGCAGGAUGCAAUUUGAGAAUGAACUGCAUGAUAGAAAGAGUUCUUAUGAUGAUCAUGAUGUUUUAUCAAAUAUAAACUGUCAGAAGUCUGGAAAUGGUUCUGGUGAGGAUUUAUUUCAUCUCAAUGAUGAAGCAAGCCUUCCAAGAGGCACAGAAGAAACAACAGGUUCUUUUGACAAUGCCUCGGCAGUUUUUGAUGAUUAUGGAUCAGAUACUUAUGAAGACAAUUUUGGUUUGGAGGAAGAGCCUAAAGUACAUGAAUACAACAUGAACUUUUCUUCUUCGGGUCAGAUAUCACCUAGUCAUCCAUUUACAAGUACAAAUUCUUUGAGCAUUGAGCAGAAUAUCAAUUCAGCUCAAAAGUCCGUUUCAAAAUCCAAUAUUUUCUCAGAGGAGUGGCCUGCUUCUGCCUUCUUUGAAAGUUCAACUAGCUCUGCAGUUCCUUCUCAUGGGGAUGACUUGCCUGCAACAUUCGAUGAUUACGGCCGUAGUUCAGAGAGUGAAGAGGACAUAGGCAAAUCUAGGUUCGUUGGGAAUAGCAAUCCUGGUAUAGGUAGUCAGAAACAAAAUAUGGAUUCCCAGGAGGCUGGAAACAGUUGUCUCAAUUCACGGUUGGUUGAAGGCAUGGAAGAUACUGAACAUUCUAAUGAGUCUAGUCUGGAAGAAAGAAAGGAACUGAACUUGGGAAAUUUGACAGGUGGCCUUCGAAAUAAGGGUUAUAGGCGUCCACCAUAUUCUAAAGUUCCUGGAGGCAAUGCGUUAUCCUCUGAAGAAGCAGGCAAUGAUACAUCUACUAGAAUUAAGCAAUCAUCCUUUCCCGCGGCAGUGGAAGCUUCAGUUAGUUCUGGAUCUUACAUUCAUAAGCCAUAUGGUAGGAAAGAGAAUGCUGAAGUAAGUAGAAUAGUCAGCACAAGAGCACCGGUUACUCAGGUUGACUCUAGUGACGAUGAUUCUCAGGAGGAACAGCCAAAACAGGCUUUUAGUAGCACUGAUGAUCAAUACAACAAAACUCCAAGCUUUGAAGAAAGUAAAGGCUCAUACAACAAGAGAUCAAGUUCAAGGACCCCUGUCCCAUAUUUUGAUUCUGGAAAUAGUGGUUCUGAUGAAGAUCUUCCUAAAACAAGUUUAAAGGUGCAUUCAAACACAAGAAUUUCUCGAAGGACGAAAGCUCCUCUUUCAUAUUCACGGAGAAGUUCUAAUCACAGAACUACAGUUUCCUCCGAGCCAGCAGUAGCGCUUGACAAUGGUGAGGAAAAGAGUUUAACCUCAAAGAGCCCAGAUGCUGACGAAGCUAAACCAAAGACUCAGCCUCAGAAGAAGAGCUCGGAUCACCGAGAAAGUUUUCAGCAUUCCCGGUUUUCAUCUCAACCAACUUUAAGGCCGGUUUCAGAGACCAAGAGAUCUUCAGUUGGUGGAACUUUGAAAUCAUCAGAAAAGGAACAAGUAUCUUCUCCCGUCCGGAAGAGUAUAUCAUCAGGUAGUGCCAAAAGUUCGAAGGCUCAAACAUCAAUUGAGGGAUCAUCGAAGGAGAGUGCCACUCAUGUUCACCCUAAGCUUCCUGAUUAUGAUACCUUGGCCGCACACUUAAAUUCCCUCAGACAGAAUCGCUAAUGUAUAUGUAGUUUCUGAAUUUCCAAUGUGCUGCCUUAUGUUAUUAUGACUAUUUUCGAUUUGCAUGUUCAUACAGAUUUUUUUUUUUUUAACAUUACAGGGAUGUAUAAUAUAUUACCUAUCCAACUAGAGUUGAAAUGUUAUUUCCGUUGAUAAAGCUUCUUUGAUGCAAUAAAACAGCUUCUUUGAAA
Molecule: messenger RNA, 3833 nt
Organism: Gossypium arboreum
Lineage: Eukaryota; Viridiplantae; Streptophyta; Magnoliopsida; Malvales; Malvaceae
Exons: 7
Coding region: 496-3642 (1048 amino acids)
Biological process (GO): protein transport
Source: RefSeq, a predicted model, not a curated record